ACGAAAAAGUAAUUUUGUCAGUGAGAAGUACCAGCGAUGGAACAGAAUUAUCAAUAAAGGAUACUAUGGGCUGGUUACAUGACAUUAGUGGCAUGAGAAAAAUAAACGUCGACUACAACAAGACACAUAUGAUCAGAGACGAUAACCUAAACUCGACAAUUAAAGUAAAAGAUAUACAAUUAUUUCAUUUCGACCAUACAAGGAAUCUUGCAAUUAAGCGAGACAAGGACUGCUUAACAGUUGACUUAGUGGAGAAAGCUGGGUAUCCGGAAAUCUGCAUUUUUGAAGCUAAGUUGAAUGAGAACAAACGCGAUAUGAAUCUGCUUGAAUUUCCAUCAAGAAAUCCACGUCCGAUUACGAGGAAUGAAAAUUUCAUUUUCUCCUACAACUCAGUGGCAGGAACGGAGACUAAAGAUGUCACAGGUAAAAUAUUUUUAAAGCCAAUGGAUAUUAAUUCAGCUUCUACAGAAAUCAUCAAAUACACUUUGUCCAUGAAUAUAUUUCUUUUUCAUAUGCAUCAAGAUGUUGUAAACAUUUUAACAUGUAAGAAGUUUGGAAAAUAUGGUGAAAUUGGGUGA
Dicrocoelium dendriticum is the source of this 578-nucleotide messenger RNA. The record is from the annotation of a GenBank genome assembly. Lineage: Eukaryota; Metazoa; Platyhelminthes; Trematoda; Plagiorchiida; Dicrocoeliidae.